AUGGCGAAAACAACCCUUCUUUUCACCGGUGCCACGGGCAUGAUUGGCUUUAGAACCCUGAUCCACCUGUUGGAGCAAGGUAGCUUCAACGUGCGCGUUGCUGUGCGAUCGCAGUCGAGCCUCGACAAACUCUUGUCCUACAAACAAAUUGCCCCAUAUGCUUCCCAACUCGAAAGCACAAUCGUUCCCGAUAUUACAGUCCCUGGUGCGUACGAUGAGGCUGUCAAGGGUGUCACACACAUCAUCCACGUUGCGUCUCCCAUUCCCAGCGCCCAGACUGCGGAUUUCGAGACCGACCUGGUUCAGCCCGCCAUUCAGGGCACCGUGGGCAUUCUGCAGUCUGCACACAAAGUCACUGGCAUCAAGAAAAUUGUCAUUACCGCUUCAAUAGCGGCCAUCUCGUCAGAGGCGCAUUCAGCAUCUGGCGCCACCGUCACUGAGGAAACCCGCGCUACUGACAUCAAGAGGCCCUUUGCGAAUGCUUUUGCUGCAUACGCUGCUUCCAAGGCACUCUCGUUUGAAGCAACCGACGACUUUAUUGCCAAGCACAACCCGGCAUUCAGCGUGGUUAGAAUUCUGCCGACCUUUGUCGUCGGCCGUGAUGAUACAGUGACCAAUGUGUCGCAGAUUGCCAAGGGCACCAAUGGCCUUGUCAUGGGACCCCUUUUGGGGCAUCCACAAGACAACGCCAUGUCUGGCGCUUCUGUGCACAUAGACGAUGUUGCCAAGCUUCACGUUUUGGCUCUGGAUCCUGCAAUUUCCGACCACGAGACCUUUCUCGCCAGCAACCCUGCUUCUUUCCAAUGGGCUGAUUCAUUCGACAUUGUCAAGCGCCGAUACCCCGAGCAGUACGCAGCUGGCUUGUUCAAGUUUGACUCUAUUCCGAGACCAGAGACUCGCGCCGUCCACGUCGACAGCUCCAAGGCGACAAAAACCCUCGGCAUACAGUUUAAAACCUUUGAAGAGCAAGUUGUGUCCGUCGUCGACCAUUACUUGGAGCUUGUUACGGCUAAAUAA
Beauveria bassiana ARSEF 2860 is the source of this 1017-nucleotide messenger RNA. Its product is annotated as NAD dependent epimerase/dehydratase. Gene Ontology annotation, molecular function: oxidoreductase activity, acting on the CH-OH group of donors, NAD or NADP as acceptor. The transcript has 3 exons. NCBI's taxonomy places the organism in Eukaryota, Fungi, Ascomycota, Sordariomycetes, Hypocreales, Cordycipitaceae. The record is from RefSeq and is a predicted model, not a curated record. Bases 1 to 1017 code for a protein of 338 amino acids.